CAUGUCUCAUCGAAGAAAGUGAGACAGCGAACAUAUUUGUAAUGUUGGAGCUCGAAUCUUUGACUAAACGUCUGCUGGGAGUAGAGCAGACGGGUGGAAUAGAAAAUAAAUCCGCGAACAUGGAGCAUAAAGACGGUGAUGAUAAUUUUACUAAUUUUAGUAUAACUGAAAUUCUGAAACCGUGCUUCGGCAAGAAAUGUGUGACGACAGAAGUGUUGGAUUUAUCUCGUUACCGCGAAACAUUCAACACUAAACACCCGUACACAUGUUAUAACUGGAGCGCAAGGUUACACGAACAAUAUGGAUUAACCAUCAGUGCAUUUUCAGUGCCUAACCAAAAAUGUGCGUCGGGACUUACAAUUCAAAACAUUCCAACAUCAUCGUCGUCGCAUAAUACUGACACUAACAUUACGAGCUUGAACGCGAUCAAAAGCAUUAACCAAAGCCUUCCGCUAAAUCUGGACGUACGGAAUUUCGCGUCAAAACCGAAUGACGUCGCUGACAAACACGAACGCGACAGCGAUUCGCGACCGGAAACGGGGGAACGCCGACGAGAAUAUUGUGGGUCCGACGGAGAGAGCGUCAAGAGUAGCCCGGCGACGAGUCCCGCGGGAAGUCCCGGAAGUAGCCCCACCGUUAGUGGUGGCCGGAAGGAAGGCGGCGACGGUGACGGCACCGGGAAGCUGUGGCCGGCGUGGGUCUACUGCACGCGAUACUCGGAUAGACCGUCGGCAGGUAGGACUAGGCCGCGCUGCCGGAAGCUCAAGCGGAAGGAGAAGACGGUGGACGAGAAGCGGCCGCGAACCGCCUUCACCACGGAGCAGCUCCGGAAACUCAAGGACGAGUUCGACGCCAAUAAGUACCUGUCGGAGAGCCGACGGCAGCAGCUCGCGCGGGAACUUGGCCUGAACGAAUCGCAGAUUAAGAUCUGGUUCCAGAAUAAGCGUGCCAAAAUAAAGAAGGGAACCGGUGAGCGCAAUGGUCUCGCCAUGGAGCUGAUCGCCCAGGGGCUCUAUAAUCACAAGACACUUCCGGUGAAGGCGGAGUCGUGAUCGGUGGCUGCUUACCGGACAUUACAUGACGGCGACGACGAGUGAGCAAGCGAUUGCGUCGGAUUUAUGGUGUAUCCCCCCUCCAGGGAAAUAUCGCAGUCUCAACACUAUUUGAUGAUGUAGUUGAGAGUACUCGUGACUACUGCGUUUACACAAAUCAUGUGCUGGUUUUUAAAGUAUUUUUUGUUUGUGACUUUUUAUAUGUAUCUGGCGGAAAUCCAUAUAUCUGUAUUUUUUUGAUAAAUAUAUGACUCAAUUUAGUUUUUUGCCAGGUUUCAAACUUCAAACCACAUUUUAGUCAACAUAAAGGGAAUUGCGACGUGAAUGAUAAUUCUGUGGCUGCGUUUCAAAAGUGGCUCAUUUUACGUCAAUCUUGCUCUGGGAAAACUGGGCUCAAUGUAUGUGCGUGAAGUUUAGUCCCAGAUUAGCCUGUGCAGUCCUCACAGGCUAAUCAGGGACGACAAUUUCCACCCAAACUGGGUUUUCGGUUAAAAGAGUAUUCCUUUUCACGAAAAAAAACAUACAAGCGGAAAGUUUCGUCUCUGAUAAGCCUGUGCGGCAUGUACAGGCUUAUCUGGGACAACACUUGACGCACAUGCGUUAAGCCCAGUUUUCCCAAAACGAGGCUUAUAUUGUGAAAAAUAAUUUUUAAAACACAACUUCGCGUUAUACAAGCUAUUAAUGUAAGUCAUCAUCAUUUUUUCGAAGGAAAAGUGUUGUUGUUGUUGUUUGUGUUGUCAAAAUCUACUGAAUUCUGACCAUUUACCCUGUUUUAUUCCAUUUUCAGUUUAACGAUACAUUCUUGUCAUUUAAUCUUGAAAUAUGUAUGAAAUAAAUAUUUGACGAUUUGGU
Dreissena polymorpha is the source of this 1904-nucleotide messenger RNA. RefSeq names its product homeobox protein engrailed-1a-like. Lineage: Eukaryota; Metazoa; Mollusca; Bivalvia; Myida; Dreissenidae. Gene Ontology annotation, cellular component: nucleus. Gene Ontology annotation, molecular function: DNA-binding transcription factor activity, RNA polymerase II-specific; RNA polymerase II cis-regulatory region sequence-specific DNA binding. The record is from RefSeq and is a predicted model, not a curated record. Gene Ontology annotation, biological process: multicellular organism development; neuron differentiation; regulation of transcription by RNA polymerase II. The coding region runs from base 42 to 1052 and encodes 336 amino acids. The transcript is spliced from 2 exons.